GCGUGGUGUGUAUAUCACGGUGUUUGAAAUUUGUUAUAUUAACAAUAGCAAAGCUUAGGUGAAAAAAAAUGGAUGAGCUUAAACAAACAUUGGACCAGGAAUCGUUUGGAAUACUUGUCGAUAAUAAAUUCACGGAUGUAUCGUUGAAGUUUCUUGAUGCAGAAAAACUAAGUGCAAUGGGCAUCGUUGCCAUCGGGCCGCGACUAAUUGUUUUGAAAGUUGUAGAUAAAUUGAAUAAAUGGAACGAUCCUAUGAGCGAAGAUAUGCAAUCGUCGGCAUGUAAAUCAAUACCUGAAAAAAAGGAGGUACGUGAAAUACUGGAGUGUAACAAAAAAUUUCGAUCUAUUCUUUAUGAGAAGCUAGACGCACAAAUAAUUCCUACCGAUACAGAAAUAAAACUAAUGAUUCGUAUUUUAUGUGCCACUAUGGUAGAAAGAUUGAUGCAUGAUUCAAUAUACCCAACGACCGAGGAGAAAAAGAUGCUAGCAAUAAAAAUAUUGCUCCAGUUCCCAUUUUUAUGUGCAACAAGAAGAAGUACAGGAGCACCAGAAUACUCCCUAUUUUUCUGGAAAAACGGUGGUCAAGGACCAAAACAUGAACACACCGGAUUAAUUCAUACUCAAUUGAGAAAUUCUUGCAAGAAUUUGUUACCUGAACAAAGGAAAUUCACCCAUUCUAAGACAGUCGUAAAACACGUCGGAGUUUGUACGGAAAUUAUUGAACUAGCUGAAAUGUGCGCAAAGUUUGGAGCUACUUCAGCAAACUAUUCUACUAUUUCGAAAAUGAUGAGUGAUGUUCAUGAUUUGCAUAUGAUGCUACUCAACGAGAAAAACGAUAUGGCUAAGAUACUACUCGUUUUACCACAUUUGACUUCUUACAAUGGGAGAAUGAUUCAUAUGGCAUAUGAGCGCAUCCAUGGUACCAGCUUCAAUCAGAAAGUUGACUUGAGAAAAGUAUUCGCCAAAGGUCUCAUGCACAAUCAGCAUGCUUUUAAAGAAGUUUCGGAUGAUUACAUAAGAGGAUGUCUUCGUAUAAUGAUUAAAUUAACUCGCAAGGGCAUAAAGCAGAAGGAAACAAUGGAGCCGAAUAUUGGUAUAGAAACUGAACUAGCAGCUCCAUUAAUUAGAUGGAUUUCUGACUCUCAAUCGAUCCAGGAUUAUAACGCUCCUGUAUCGCAUAUUUUUUGUCAAAGCGAAAAUUUUUUUGUAUAUCUAUCUCCUUGUGUCAUUAUUCCCUGUGGAAAGGAAUCAAUUAACGCUAUCGAUACAUUCUUUAGAUCGUUCGCAGUGUUUAAUUUGCGAAUUCCGGUAAAUUUAUUAAAAAUUGCAGAUUUCCUGGACGUGUUUGCCUACAAAAUUAAAUCAUACAGUAAUCGUUCGACCGUUCAGAACUUGUGUUCUUUAUUCAUUGAAAGCGAAAAUGCAGAAAAAUUAUUGUAAC
This is a messenger RNA of Malaya genurostris, 1440 nucleotides long. RefSeq lists its product as uncharacterized. Bases 69 to 1439 code for a protein of 456 amino acids. The transcript has 7 exons. Lineage: Eukaryota; Metazoa; Arthropoda; Insecta; Diptera; Culicidae. The record is from RefSeq and is a predicted model, not a curated record.